This is a messenger RNA of Bathycoccus prasinos, 483 nucleotides long. RefSeq lists its product with no specific name. Lineage: Eukaryota; Viridiplantae; Chlorophyta; Mamiellophyceae; Mamiellales; Bathycoccaceae. Bases 1 to 483 code for a protein of 160 amino acids. The record is from RefSeq and is a predicted model, not a curated record. The transcript has a single exon.
AUGGACAUUAGAAACGCACAAGUAGACUAUCGACUGGAAAUUGAACCGAAACUUUUUGUCUCCCACUCUUCGUUCGGUGAGGACGGCAUAGAUAAUAAAUGGUACACGAACCCGGUGAAGAAAAUUGAAGUCUCCGUCGAGGAAGGCGAAGUCGACGUCUUUUCGAAACGAUUCAAUCUCGGAGAGUAUUUAACCUUACAAGGUGUGGCGGGGUAUAAACAUAGACCAGAGGACCCGGAGGAUUCGAAGUUUUCGUUCAAUUAUAGAAUAGCGUCGAGGCAUUGGGACCAAGCGACAAAGAGUUUGAGGAAGUACGAGGUGAAGCCGCACGAAAGAGUCUCCGCGGCGGUCCGAUGGGACGUGAAGAAAAGAGCGCCCGAUGCGGAAGGAGUCAUAGAGAGUAAGCGAAAACCGAAGUUCGAUGUGGAUAUUGGAUGUUACCACGUGACGAUUCCUAGAAUUGAUUUUAAAAUUAUAGUCUGA